GCACGGCACAAACACAAAACAAUUCCACGCCACGCCGCCCAAACAAAAGCUCACACGAAUUAGUGACAUUUGAAAACUGCUAAUAUAAGCGAUGCAACAAGUACCGCCCAAGCGGGCGGGCGGGCGGCGCUCACUUCAGUACCGUCGCGACCAUGGCAACGGACGGACGUACGAAGCGUUCGCAGUCGAUAUGCGCGCCCUCCUCCGCGAGUAUGGAAGCCCUGGCGGCGCCCAUGGAGACUACGCCCGCUCCUCGGCGACGACCAGCUACAAGAUCCCAGUCCGCGCGAAUAACUGGUGGCCGUUCAGUCAGGCAACGAAGACAACAGCAGCAACAGUUGGAUAGAGAAACCAGAGCGCGGUACAGUUCUGAACCGCGGUUAGCUGAAGCCGAAACUCCACCACAAGUGAGGAGGCAGGCGUCCGCCCGCCGGCGUCCGCCUCCAGGGCAGCACAGCCAGCCGAGACGCUCCAACGCGUUCCUAGAUGUGCCGAGGACCACUCACCAGCCAGAGGAAGAGCCAGACGAGGAUUCGUACAGACUACGCACAUUCAACACCACACAGAAAGGAGGUAUCGUGAACCGAGGGGAUUCGUUUCGCCGCCGCCGCUCUCGCUCGGGUAGCCUGGCGCCCGCGUCGCCUGCACAGUCGGCCCCCGAGUGCCAGGAGCGUCGGCCCGUGGCGUGCCACAGGGUUGCCAUGGUGGGCGCACAGGGCGUGGGCAAGACCGCACUCAUCAGCCAGUUCCAGACCAGCGAGUGUAUCAAUGCCUAUGACAGACAAAAUGUCGACAGCACAGAAGAAAAGGUGUCCAUUAUGCUGAACGGGGAGGAAUCUGAGCUGUAUUUCGUUAACUGCACAAGCACUAAGGAAGAAAUUGACCGCGCCGAACCGCCAGACGCCUUCGUAGUGAUAUACUCGGUGAUAGACAAGGCGUCCUUCCAGAAAGCGGAGCAAGAACUCGCCAGGCUGCUCGACUGUGACAUGCUGAGAGCGAGACCAGCUUUGUUGGUCGGCAAUAAGAUCGACUUGGCACGAAGCAGAGCUGUUUCUACGCAAGAUGGUAAAUGUCUCGCGUGCACCUACAAAGCGAAGUUCAUAGAAGUAUCAGUUGGCAUCAACCACAACGUUGACGAGCUACUUGUUGGUAUCCUCAACCAGAUACGGCUGAAGAAGCAGCAGUACUCCGCCGAGGGUGGCAGGGAGUCCUCCCCCGCCCAUUGGUACAAGUCCAGGGGGGUCGUGCGCGCCAGUAUGAAGGCUAGACAGAUGCUGACCUGGAUAUUUGGCAAAGAGGAUACUAAGUUCAAAAACUGUGAGAACUUAAAUGUCCUGUGAGUGGAAAGUGAAGGACCCGUGUUUGUGUAGACAUUGGACAAGUGACGCGGGUUUAUUAAUUUUUUUUUAACAAUUACCUAUAGUUUUAAUUACUGUAAGUAAACGGCUGACGCCAUGUUGUUUUUAUUAAGUCUUUUAAAUAUAUAUUUUAUAAACUAAAGUUAACUAAAGUUUUAAUGGUUUUAUUACAACAAAGGAGGAACAAUUUACUAACUUGAAAUUUUGUUUUACAAAAUGAUGUAUACUUUUCAUAGUAUUAAUAUUGAUAAUACUUUAUUCAGUUUACAAAAUGUUUCUGUAAUAUACAAGAUGUAUAUUUUGACUAAGUUGUAUAGGGUUAGGAUUAUUCCUAGUCCUAUUAAAAAUAUUAAAAGCUGUAUGACCACCGAUCUUUGCCUUUGGUUUGUAGAAAAAACAUUGGGUCUAUGGCGAAUGAGAUCAAUAAAGUGACUUAAAUUUUCAAAUUAGAAUAAUAAUAUUGUAAUGUUAACUUUAAUUUUACUGUUAUUAUCAACCCAUUUUCGGUUCACUGCUGAGCUCGAGUCUCCUCUCAGAAUGAGAGGGGUUAGGCCAAUAGUCCACCACGCUGACUCAAUGCGGAUUGGCUAACUUUACUAUGCAGAAUAUAAUUUCGUUUCAUGAAUUUCCAUAUUAUCAUAAUAUCUACCAGAGCGCGGGGAAUAUGAAACGAUCUGCGAAAACAAUAUGGCGUCGGUCGGGUAAUGUAUUUUUAAUGCCAAAGAAUAUUGUGUAAUUUAAAUAUUAGGUAUAACGUGCCAAUUUUCGGAAAAAAUUUAAUCAUCGUAUAGGUUAAUUAAUAUUUAAGUGAUAAAUACAGUAUUUUCCCCACUAAAUAUAUUAAAUAAUUAAAAUUGAUGAUAUAUCAGCAAUAUUAUGUAAUAAUUUAUAAAUAAAUAUGUGGUAAAUAUAUACAAUAUUUAGAUUAUUCUACUAAUAAAUUAUAAUAUAAUAAAACUCGAAUUAUGAGCACAAUGUUACUGGACCAUUUGAUGUUUAAUAAUCAUAUUAUUAUCGAUAAACUAAAUUAUAGUAAUUAAUAAAUAUUCAUGUAUCUCAUUUUGACGGCCUCCGUGGCGCAGUGGUAUGCGCGGUGGAUUUACAAGACGGAGGUCCUGGGUUCGAUCCCCGGCUGGGCAGAUUGAGAUUUUCUUAAUUUACUCUGUAUAGGUCUGGCUGGUGGGAGGCUUGGGCCGUGGCUAGUUACCACCCUACCGGCAAAGAAGUACCGCCAAGCGAUUUAGCGUUCCGGUACGAUGCUGUGUAGAAACCGAAAGGGGUGUGGAUUUUCAUCCUCCUCCUAACAAGUUAGCUCGCUUCCAUCUUAGACUGCAUCAUCACUUACCAUCAGGUGAGAUUGUAGUUAAGGGCUAACUUGUAAAGAAUAAAAAAAAAAACAGUAUAAAAUAUUCAUUUCAAGACAAUUUCCGACUUUAUUGUAAAAAAUAUCUGUAGGCAAAACUAACAUCUGAAUGCAAUGAUUUGAUUGUUAUUUUAUUCAAUCGCUAUGGGGGCCUAUUAUAAAUUAUAUUCUGUUGUAGGGGAUGAAACUUUUGGGCUAAAAUUAUACAUAAAUCCUAAUGUGCGACAAAUAAAAAAAUAAUAAAAACAUAGAAUCCUAAACACACAACACAGAAACCUACUCGCAAAUUUUCGUCAAUAUCAGCACGGCUAUUGUCAAACGAUGUUUUGUAUAACUCGCAAGUGCGAAUUUCGAAUUUACCGCUAUCUUUCUCAUUCUAUAGUAUCGUGUUAAACAGAGAGAGAAAUAUCGUUACAGAAUAGCUUAGCACCCCACGAGGGUUCACUCGCGUACUUUGUGUUCCCGUGAGAAUACGGGGACACAUUAUAGCCUAUGACUUUCACAAAUAACGUGACUUUCUAGUGGUAAAAGAUAUUUCAAAGUCGCUUCAGUAGAUCCAGAGAUUACCCCCUACAAUACCACAAACUUUGCCUCCAUAUAAUGUUAGUAUAGCUGUAUAUUUAGUAUAUUUUUAUUAUUAGGUAUACAAUUAACAUAAUACAUGUAUAUUAUUUAUAUAAACUGCGUGCACCUAAGGAUUUGAUGUUGUAUAAAAAUAAUAUAUAAGAAACUAUGUAACUCGAUGUUUUGUAUCUUUGUGAUUGUCCAUAUAUGUAUUGAAAUAUAUCAUUAUAAUUAAUUAAUAAAUAAAAAAAUGUAUUUUCGUGGACCUUAAAAUAGCACGUCUAAUUAUGAACAGUUUUGAUCCUUUUUAACCUAUCUACCAUAGACAAGCCAUAAAAAGUAUGAUAUUAUAAAAUAGCACAGUUUAGAAGUGUCAAGCAUUAUCAUCACCCACAAACCCAUAUUCUAGCAGCUGUGGUCUAAACUUAAGACCCACCGGGCUCGAAUAUUUGUUAGCGGGCGAUUAUUAUGUUUCACACUCCUACUCUUCCUCCGCCCUCCCUUCUUGUAGAGAAUGACCUUGGCACUCUCUACAAGACCUGCAUCAGUCCAAUAAUGAUCUAUUUUAGUCUAGUAUUUGCCCACCGCCCAAAGGCAACUCUAACUUCAGGUCCUUCAGAACCCAUUCAUGCAUCAGACCACGGGCGCUCCGUGGUUUGUACGCAAUAACGACUUGCAUAGAAACCUAGAUCUCCCCACAAUAGCCCAAUAUAUUCGCCCACCGCCCAAAAUCGACUCUAAAAAACUUCAGGUCCUUCAGAACCGAUUCAUGCAUCAGACCACGGGCGCUCCGUGGUUUGUACGCAAUAACGACUUGCAUAGAGACCUAGAUCUCCCCACAAUAGCCCAAUAUAUUUGCCCACCUCCCAAAAUCGACUCUAAAAAACUUCAGGUCCUUCAGAACCGAUUCAUGCAUCAGACCACGGGCGCUACGUGGUUUGUACGCAAUAACGACUUGCAUAGAGACCUAGAUCUCCCCACAAUAGCCCAAUAUAUUCGCCCACCGCCCAAAAUCGACUCUAAAAAACUUCAGGUCCUUCAGAACCGAUUCAUGCAUCAGACCACGGGCAGUCCGUGGUUUGUACGCAAUAACGACUUACAUAGAGACCUAGAUCUCCCCACAAUAGCCGAAUAUAUCAAACAGCUCUCGGUCACUUAUUUUGAGAGUGCCGCCACCCACCCCAACCAGAUAGUGGUUGAGGCUUGCAACUGCACCCCCAGUUUAUACAUCAAGCGGUUUUCGAGAUUUCGUGAUGAAUUAAUGACUUUUCGCAUUUAUAUAUUAAGAUGAGAGAAUUUGUUUCCCCUGAGCCUCAAAAAUCAUAUUGUAAUUCAAAACAAACAAAAGCUUUGACCGUCUCAAUCGCAAUUAUAUGCGAGCUAUAUUGUUAUCUCUAUUUAAAACAGUGCCUUUUAUAAAUAAUGUAUGUUAACCCUGCACGUACCUUUAUGCCAUUGCCUGUAGGCUUUUGCGUAGCGCGACACAUUAUGAGACGAGAGAAAGACAAAUAACGACCAAUAGCAGCUCAAUCAAAAACAUUUCAUUUAUCAUAUUGCAAGAAAAGAAACAGCGAUUUUUAUGUUUGGGGCCUAUUAGUAGAAGUCCCGUAUUCAAAACUACCUUCACCCAUCUAUAUGUCUAUCUGCCGUACGAGUAGAUUGCCUAAAAAUUUCCUGACCAAACUAUUUUUCACCAUCAUUAAUUAUCAUAUAAAUACACUCAUAUAUAACUCGGCAUAUAAAACACUUUUCAUCCAAUAAACAUAUGGGUGAAGGUCGAUUUUAAUACGAAUCUUAUACAAUAUUGGUCGACAUUUGACUUUUUCUCGUCUUGAAAUAUGUCAAAGGCCUACAGGGGACGCUUAGUUUUGGUGUAUUAAUAAAAUUAAUUAACGUUUAAACUAAUUAAUAAUUAAUAAAUAAGUGAUUAAUGUACUUUAUUAUAUAUCUCAGAUUAUCAUAGAUUUAUAUACAAACUAUGAGAUAGUACUUCAAUACUGUAUAGUUAUCCAAAUUAUAUUAAUUUAUAACUUCGUGUAUUAUUGUUAUAAUAGGUUAAUAUCUAUUAAAACAAAGUUAACAAGCUUUUAAAUAAAUGCUCUUGGACUAAGAACCUGGAUGGCUAGACCUUCGGAAUUUUAUUAACACGUUCGCUGCGGCACUGAUUUUUCUCUGCGUCACGAGGUUUUUUGACCUCGUAACUCUUGAAGAUGCUAGGCUUACGAGGUCAAUUGACCUCGUACCGCAUCGAACGUGUUAAAGGAGUAUGACAAUCUUUCAUUACUAUCAUCAAAUCAUUUUCAUCAUUAAAUACCCAUAUUCAGCUGUCCGUUGAGCACGGGUCUCCUCUAAGAAUGCGUUGCGCUAAUAGUCCACCACGCUGGCCCAUUCUUUAUAAAAUGCGGAAGGUCAAGCUAUUACAUGUUCUCGUUAUAUUUAUAAUAUGUUAAUCAACAUACAGGAUCAGAAUGUUUUAAGACUCCAUAUUUAUAAACAUGGAUUUAAAUUAAAACAUUAUUUUACUUCAAAGUAAAAUGCACCUUAUCAUUACAAAUUAAAAUUCACUUUACUUUGAAGUACAUUGAUGCUUAAAAUAAUAGUCCAUAUUCAUGUAAAUGUGGCUAUAUCGGUUAAAUUUAUUUUAUGAGUAAUGCGUUAAGUUAGGUUAGUGUCAUAUUGUCAUGUCAUGAUUCUGAGGUAUUGCAGUAAAAUGAUUAAUGUAUCAUGACGUCAUAACUAAGCAACAUUGGAGCAAUUUUAAUUGCCCGUGCAAGUUCUUUAGUUGUAUAAAUGAUGUUUUGUCUCUUCUCCCGACCGCUACUACAGUUUUGUAUACAAAAUAAAUUAUUGUAUCAUAUACGAGUAUGUAAUACCUAAAAAUAAAUAGUUAUGUAUUAUUUGAACGUAAAUAGGAUAGUGAAUGAAUAAGAUCGAUGCAUUUGCACAAUUGUAUUGACGUGUUAAAAUGUACAUAUCUUAUAAAAAACGGUUUGGGAUGUGAAGAUUUACUUAAAUUAACAUUUCUAAUAUGUAGUACUAGGUACUCAUCAAAUGAAAACAGAAGACAACUAGCGGAGACCUGCGUUUUCGUCCGCUUGAAAAACAAUGUUAAACUAAGUAAAGUAUUUCCUCUUAAAUUACUAUCUAAUGAUAAAAACCGCAUUAAAAUCUGUCGCGUAGUUUAAAAGUUAUAAGCGAACGAAUGGCGGAUAGCGAUUCUGUUCAAGAAGAAAGUUUAUGCUUUAUAAUAAAAAAUGUCACGAUAUUGCUCGAAUAUAUUGUAUUGCAAAAUACAUACAAAUAUGUCCUCAUUCGCACGUGAGUUAAGAAGCGAUACGUUAAAACCCAGCGUUUGCGUUUUUAUUAACGUUCCUAAUUUAUUCCAAUGCCCAAAAUUGAAAAUGGAACACUGCUCGUUAGAAAAGUCGUGUUUUAAAAACCCUGUCGUGUGAACAUAUACUUGGGUAUGCAUUUGUUGUAUUUGAACGCUUUUUUAACGUCCGUUAAAAAAAACCUCGUGCGAAUGAAUUCCUAUCAGAGUUUAAAGAGAUAGGUCACAACUCAGAGAAUUGUCACAAUACGGAGUCUUUAUCGCGGCAUCUUUAUACCGUGUCGUAAUUUCGAAAAGGAAAGCUACUGUUUCAUGAAUGCUUAAAGAUUAUCAAACAAAGAGUCCCGAAGGCGGCGAAGAUUAAAGCGAUAUAAUCAGAUUAAACGAAUUUCGUGCCCUGCUGUUUUCAAUUCGUGAAUUUCGCAAUUUACUUUGAAUUUCAUUUGUAAAGCUACGUUCACACUUUCAAAUUAGUUUGACUCACGUGAAACACGGCGUACUUACGAGUAUGUCAGAUUUGUAGAACUGUAUCUUAAUGUAGGUUAGGGUUAUUAACUGCCUCGUGAAUAGGGAUGAUGACUAGGUUUGAAUAUAUUGAUUUUUAUGAUACACUCGGGUAAAAUUUAUACAUAAAAAGCAAAGAUUGACUGGAUAUUUGCAAAAUAAAUAAGAUUAUAAAAUUUCAUAAUCUAUUAAAAAUCUUCUAUCGUUCAAUUUCGUACAGUUGAUAAUUCGUACAGUUUUAGCUUCCUUACAUUAAAUGUGACAUUUUUCAAUACAUAACUAAACAUAAACGCACAAAUAACAAAGAUAUUAGUAAUUUUGUUUGACCGCCCAUACAAAUCUAACGAUCAUUAUGGACCUACGACGUCAUUAGUUCGUGCCAUUUUGUAUGGGGCGAUUUUUAGGGAUGCGUGGCAGCGCCGCAAAUCUGACCCUUUAAAUCCCUGUAACUCCGAAAGUAAUGAUCGCAGAUACCCUGUUUCUUUUACAAAAUUGCUUUACUAUUAGUAUACUCCUAAUUUAUAUACAAUUUAAAAAACUGUCAUCAUCCCUAUUAGGUGCUAGAGAUAUUUGUAGCCAAAAACUAUUUUCAAUUUCCAAUUGCUCGCUGAGUUUACAUCAGUUCAAAUCCCCGUACAACCUUUGAAGAUAAUCUGUCUGAAGGUCUCGUAUCUCGCAAUUUGCAUAAACGCUUCAAAGAUAUUUCAAUUAGUCGACCUAACAGUAGGAACAUUAAUAGUGAUAUUUGUACAACGUAGGCGAUAGUUUGACGACAAUUGGCUCAUGUUUUGACAACUGUUACUUCUCUACUUCUGUAAAAUAAUAAUAUCUCAUUAAAAUCUAUUUGGACCACUUUUUAAUUUUAGAUGUAUCAUGACACGAUUAGUAAGAUAACAGACUAGGCAUGUGUAAGCUGAAGGUUUGUUAGGCUGUACAGUUAAAACUGCGCAGUUUUAACUGUACAGUCUUAUCUAAGCAAAAUUUCAACUAACACGUUCGCUGCGGCACUGAUUUUUCUUUACUUUACUCUGGUUCAUUACGAGGUUUUUUGACCUCGUAACUCUUGAAGAUGCUAAACUUACGAGGUCAAUUGACCUCGUACCGCAGCGAACGUGUUAAAAUAAUUAGAGAAAACUGUAUAUUUUAUACAAAUAUAUAUUUGUUUUUAUAAAUAAUAAGUAGUUUAUCUAUACGGCAAUGUCAACACUCUUCUUUGUAGUCUGUCGUCUGUACGACAAUCGCAGUUUGAUAGUGUGAACACAGUUUAAGUAUGAAAUUUUACACGUGAAUUCCACCAUUAUCUUCAUCUCGAACCGUUGAAAAAUUAAAUAAUAAAUAAUUAUUAAAUAUCAUUAUUUAAUAUUGUAAUGUAGUUAGUGUUUAUUGUAAAUAAACAGAUUGACAAUAAAUUUGAAUACUGUAUGUGA
Messenger RNA from Bicyclus anynana (squinting bush brown), 8547 nucleotides. RefSeq names its product GTP-binding protein REM 1. Gene Ontology annotation, molecular function: GTPase activity; calcium channel regulator activity; GTP binding. The coding region runs from base 153 to 1340 and encodes 395 amino acids. The record is from RefSeq and is a predicted model, not a curated record. Gene Ontology annotation, cellular component: plasma membrane. The transcript has 5 exons. NCBI's taxonomy places the organism in Eukaryota, Metazoa, Arthropoda, Insecta, Lepidoptera, Nymphalidae.